CUCACUCUCUCUAUCCUCUUUUUUAUCUUUCUUUAAAAUAAAUCUCUCUCAAUAAUCAAUUAAUCAAAGACGAGAGCAUAUGGCUCUAGACACUCUCAAUUCUCCAACCUCCACCACCACCACCACCGCUCCCUCUCCAUUCCUAACCGAGCCGGAUAAUCUUGAGUCCUGGACCAAAAGAAAACGCACCAAACGACACCGUACAGAUGAUCAAUCCCAUCCUCCCACAGAAGAAGAGUAUCUUGCUCUCUGCCUCCUCAUGCUUGCUCGUGGCUCCUCCUCUGAUGAUGAUCAUCACUCUCCUUCUCCUCCACCGUCUGAUCAUCACAACCACCGAGACUACAAGUGCUCCGUCUGUGGCAAAUCUUUCCCCUCUUACCAAGCGUUAGGUGGACACAAAACCAGUCACCGGAAACCGGUUAGUAAUAAUAAUAAUAACCAUGACGGUAAUAAUAACGGUUCGGUUACUAAUAACGGAAAUAUUAGUAACGGUUUGAUUGGUCAAAGUGGAAAGACUCAUAAGUGUUCCAUAUGUUUUAAGUCGUUUCCAUCUGGUCAAGCACUAGGCGGUCACAAACGGUGUCAUUAUGACGGUGGUAACGGUAAUAGCAACAUCAACGGUAACGGUAGUAACAGUCACGGGUUUGACCUUAACUUACCGGCCGAUCAAGUAUUUGAAGUCUCUUGCGAUGAGACACUUGGGAAAAGUCAACUCUCCGGCGAAGAAACAAAGUCGCCGUUGUGAAUUAUUUUUUAAUCUUUACUGAUAAGCUAGCUAGUGAUCAUCGAUCAUUAGCUGAUGAGUCUGUAAUGAAAAUGAUUGGAGUGGACUUUGGAUUAUUUUUAUUUCUUUUUUUUACGUAAAAAGUAUUGGGUAUGUUUGUUU
Molecule: messenger RNA, 886 nt
Organism: Eruca vesicaria subsp. sativa (arugula)
Lineage: Eukaryota; Viridiplantae; Streptophyta; Magnoliopsida; Brassicales; Brassicaceae
Source: the annotation of a GenBank genome assembly